Messenger RNA from Sesamum indicum (sesame), 1763 nucleotides. The record is from RefSeq and is a predicted model, not a curated record. Lineage: Eukaryota; Viridiplantae; Streptophyta; Magnoliopsida; Lamiales; Pedaliaceae.
AUGGUGUUCCAUAAGAGCGUCUCUCUUUUGUCCAAGUUGCGUUCUCGUGCUGUCCAACAACCAGGUCUCCGCAAUUCUGUCAGAUGGCUUCAAGUCCAGACCUCCUCUGAUGUUGACCUCCAUUCUCAGCUGAAGGAAUUGAUCCCAGAACAACAGGAGCGUCUAAAGAAACUUAAGUCGGAACAUGGAAAGGUUCAGUUGGGGAACAUCACCGUUGAUAUGGUGCUUGGUGGCAUGAGGGGAAUGACGGGAUUAUUGUGGGAAACCUCAUUGCUUGAUCCAGAAGAGGGAAUUCGCUUCCGGGGAUUGUCUAUUCCUGAAUGCCAGAAGUUGUUACCAGCAGCAAAGCCCGAUGGUGAACCAUUGCCUGAGGGUCUCCUCUGGCUUCUUUUAACAGGAAAGGUGCCAACAAAGGAACAAGUGGAUGCAUUAUCAAAGGAAUUGAGAAAUCGUGCUACUGUCCCAGAUCAUGUAUAUAAAACCAUUGAUGCAUUACCUGUUACUGCUCAUCCAAUGACUCAGUUUGCAACCGGAGUCAUGGCUCUUCAGGUUCAAAGUGAAUUCCAGAAGGCAUAUGAGAAAGGAAUCCACAAAUCAAAGUAUUGGGAACCAACAUACGAGGAUUCCCUUAGUUUGAUUGCUCAACUUCCAAUCGUAGCUUCCUAUGUCUACCGCAGGAUUUACAAGAAUGGACAGGUUAUACCAAUGGAUCACUCUCUAGAUUAUGGUGGAAAUUUUGCCCACAUGUUAGGGUUUGAUAAUCCCUCUAUGUUAGAGCUUAUGAGGCUUUAUGUCACCAUCCACAGUGAUCAUGAGGGUGGGAAUGUUAGUGCCCAUACUGGUCAUCUAGUUGCCAGUGCCUUGUCUGAUCCCUAUCUCUCAUUUGCUGCUGCAUUAAAUGGUUUAGCUGGUCCACUUCACGGCUUGGCUAAUCAGGAAGUCCUGCUAUGGAUCAAAUCUGUGGUAGAAGAGUGUGGGGAAAAUGUCAGCGAAGAACAUCUGAAAGACUAUGUCUGGAAGACAUUGAAUAGUGGAAAGGUUGUCCCUGGAUUUGGACAUGGAGUUCUGCGCAAGACAGAUCCAAGAUACACAUGCCAGAGAGAAUUCGCACUAAAGCAUUUGCCUGAUGAUCCAUUAUUUAAACUGGUUUCCAAUCUAUAUCAAGUAGUGCCCCCUAUACUGUUGGAACUAGGCAAGGUGAAAAACCCUUGGCCCAAUGUAGAUGCCCACAGUGGAGUUUUGCUCAACCAUUAUGGUUUAACAGAAGCAAGAUAUUACACUGUACUCUUCGGUGUAUCAAGGGCUAUAGGCAUUUGCGCACAGCUUAUAUGGGACCGAGCUCUAGGACUGCCACUCGAGAGGCCUAAAAGUGUGACAAUGGAAUGGCUUGAGAAUUACUGCAAGAAAGCAGCUUAAAAGCUUCAAACUUCCACAAAGACAUAGAAAACCGCAGUACAAUUCUUAAAAAUAGUUUGCCAGAGAAAAUCAUUUAUUUUGUGGAGAAAGCAAAGGUUACGGCAUAUUUCAGUUAUAUCCCAGGGUAUGUUUGAUUUGGACGAUUAUUUUUACCGUUAUCCCCAAAUUUUUGAUGUAAUCUAGUGGCGCGGCAUGUUGAAUUUACUACUAAUUUAUAGACCCGUGGUACAAUAAUAGGUCGAUACCACGAUGUUACCCAUACUUUUGCUAAAUUUUAUGCAAUGGAAUGGGGAGUUUGUUCUUCAAACUUGUACCAUCCAAAGAAUGGUUGAUUUGUGUUGCCUACA